Molecule: messenger RNA, 4446 nt
Organism: Megalobrama amblycephala (Wuchang bream)
Lineage: Eukaryota; Metazoa; Chordata; Actinopteri; Cypriniformes; Xenocyprididae
Gene: uba6
Product: ubiquitin like modifier activating enzyme 6
Exons: 32
Coding region: 136-3219 (1027 amino acids)
Biological process (GO): protein sumoylation
Cellular component (GO): cytoplasm; SUMO activating enzyme complex
Molecular function (GO): SUMO activating enzyme activity
Source: RefSeq, a predicted model, not a curated record
GUGGCGGUAGAUAGUUUCCCAUCAUGAAACCCCACCGCACACGCGCAGUAGAAGAAGUGUGCUGCUCCCGUUCCUCGCGCACAUUGACAGAAUCUUACAGAGGAACACCUGGACACCCCCUCUCCCCUUCCCACUAUGGCUGACUCCAUGGAUAUAGAUGACUCUCUGUACAGUCGGCAGCGGUAUGUGCUGGGGGACAGUGCUAUGCAGCAGAUGGCUCAGUCCACUGUGCUUGUCAGUGGAAUGGGAGCUCUUGGAGUGGAAAUAGCAAAAAACAUUGUUCUGGCAGGAGUGAAGGCAGUAACCCUUCAUGACUGUAAGCGAUGUGAAGUUUGGGAUCUGGGCACCAACUUCUUCAUCAGAGAAGAGGAUGUGCAUAGCCAGAAGAAAAGGGUGGAGGCUGUCCAUUCGCGAGUGGCUGAGUUAAACCCAUAUGUUCAGGUCAGUGUGUCCACUGAUGUCCUGGAUGAAAGCACUGACCUCAGCUUCUUGAAGAGAUACCAGUGUGUAGUACUAACGGAAACAAGACUGAGCUUACAGAAACGAAUCAACCAUUUCUGCCACUCUCAGCAGCCUCCUAUUAAGUUCAUUGGCUGUGAUAUAUUUGGGAUCUGCUCGCGAGUGUUCUGUGAUUUUGGGGAGACAUUUGAGGUGUCUGACCCUACUGGAGAAGAACCAAAAGAAGUCUUCAUCCAAAACAUCAGCCAGGGGAGCCCUGGUGUUGUGACAUGUAUGGACAGCCGAACACAUGGCCUCCAGACAGGGCAGAGUGUGUGCUUUAAAGAGAUCAAUGGCAUGAGUGAACUCAAUGGUUCCACACACCAAGUUACAGUUCUGUCUCCCUACAGUUUUGCAAUUGGAGAUACCUCAUCAUUCCAGCCAUAUGCUCAUGGAGGAAUCUUCCGCCUGGUCAAGAUCCCCAAAACCUUCAGCUUUGAGACGAUGGAGCAGCAGUUAUCUGAUCCUCGGCUCCUUACUCCAGACUUCAGUAAACCCGAGGUCCCUCUGCAGCUCCAUACUAUCAUGUUGUCUUUGGAUGCUUUCCUGGAACAGCAUGCUAGACUCCCCAACAUCGGUUGUUUGCAGGAUGCUGAGUUGCUCCUGAAGUUCACAGAGGAGAUCAGCAAAACACUUAAAAACAAAGUAUGCAUAAACCAGGAGCUGGUGAGGUGCGUGUCGCGCUGUGCGAGGGGAUGUCUCUCUCCUCUAGCGGCAGCGGUGGGUGGAAUCGCUAGUCAGGAGGUUUUAAAAGCUCUCACUGGAAAGUUUUCUCCGCUCCAGCAAUGGUUUUAUCUUGAUGCAGUUGAGGUGGUUCAGCCCCUCCAAUCUCUUUCUGCCGAGGAAUUUGCCCCAAGGGGUGAUCGGUACGAUGCAUUGAGGGCGUGUAUCGGCGAGUCACUGUGUUCGACACUGCACAAGUGUCGGGUCUUUAUGGUGGGCUGUGGUGCUAUUGGCUGUGAGAUGCUGAAGAAUUUGGCACUUUUGGGUGUGGGAUUGAACAGAUGCUCAGGAGAGAUUUGCAUUACUGAUCCAGAUUUGAUUGAGAAAUCCAACCUCAACCGGCAGUUUCUCUUCAGACCACAGCAUAUACAGAAGCCAAAGAGCACUACAGCAGCAGCAGCUACAUUAGACAUAAACCCAGAGCUGCAAAUAGAUGCUCAUUUAAAUAAAGUGUAUCCUGCUACAGAGGACAUUUAUAGUGAUGCUUUCUUCUCCCGCCUCAACCUGGUGGUCACCGCACUGGACAACGUGGAGGCUCGGAGAUAUGUGGAUAGUCGGAGCGUAUCCAAUCAGAAAGCUCUGUUAGACUCGGGUACCAUGGGUACGAAAGGGCACACCGAGAUCAUCAUCCCAAACCUCACUGAGUCGUACAACAGCCAUAGAGACCCACCGGAGGAGGAGAUUCCGUUUUGCACUCUAAAGUCUUUUCCUGCUGUCAUUGAACACACCAUACAGUGGGCCAGAGACAAGUUUGAGAGUUCUUUCUCCCACAAACCCUCCAUUUACAACAUGUUCUGGCAGAGUCAUCCAUCACCUCAGGAUGUGUUACAGAGGAUGAUGGCUGGGGAGAGUAUGGAAGGAUCAUUUCAGGUCAUCAAGUUGUUGAGUCGGAGACCCACUCAAUGGGAUCACUGUCUAUCUCUCGCUCGGCUCAAAUUUGAUAAGUAUUUCAAAAGAAAGGCAUUACAACUACUGCACUCAUUUCCACUGGACACACGGCUAAAAGACGGCAGUCUAUUCUGGCAGUCUCCCAAACGACCGCCUUCUCCUAUAGAGUUUGAUCUCAGUGACCCUCUGCAUUUUGGUUUUGUUGUCAGCGCAGCUCGCCUUUUUGCUGGAAUUUAUAAGAUUCCAUAUUCAGAAGAGAAACUUUCCUAUGAGGCUGUUCAAAGUGUUUUAGCUGAAGUGGAGGUUCCCGAAUACAAACCAGCUGAAAAGCAUAUAGAGACAGAUGAGACCGUUAAGAAGCCUGAUCAUUUGAAAAUGACAGUGAGCAGUGAAGAGGAGAGAGAAGCGAUCUCACAGCUACAGGAUGCCAUCAACUCCAGCUUUAUAACACCUGAGAGGCUACAUAUGACUCCACAGUUCUUUGAAAAGGAUGAUGACUCAAACGGACACAUGGAUUUUGUAGCGUCAGCGUCGGCUCUGCGAGCUCAAAUGUACGCCAUUGAGGCUGCUGACAGACUACAAACCAAACGAAUUGCUGGUAAAAUCAUCCCUGCUAUCGCCACAUCUACAGCUGCCGUCGCAGGACUGGUGUCAAUGGAGAUGAUAAAAGUUGUUGGUGGUUAUGGAUUUGAGUUGUUUAAAAACUGUUUCUUCAACCUGGCAAUUCCAGUCAUGGUGCUUACAGAAACCGCUCCAGUCAAGAGAACCCAGAUCAGAGAUGAUAUCUCCUUUUCUAUCUGGGACCGUUGGACUAUCUUUGGUCACGAGGACUUUACCUUGUCUGAUUUCAUCAGUGCAGUAAGGGAGAAGUACGGAAUUGAGCCCACUAUGGUUGUUCACGGAGUGAAGAUGCUGUAUGUGCCGGUUAUGCCGGGCCAUAACAAAAGACUCAAACUGACAAUGCAUAAACUGAUCAAACCUUCAUCAGGCAGGAAGUAUGUUGACCUUACCGUGUCAUUUGCCCCUGAUGUGGAUGGUGACGAAGAUCUGCCCGGUCCCCCAGUGCGCUAUUACUUCAGUCGAGAUAGCGAGAGUGGCGAGACUGCCUAACACGUGCACGCACACGCACACACACACGUACACGUACCCACACAAACUCUCCUCCCUCUUGCUCUGUGGACCACAAGUGGAGUAGCACUUGAUCAGACUCAAUGUACAUAGUGAAUUUUUUGUUUUCUACUGGUUUAUUAUUUUAUUGCACAGUGCUGUGCAGAUGCCUUAAAAUAAUUAUAUUGUGCUUCAAUGUGACAAUAAUAAUGGUUAUAAUAUUAAUGCUCUGAAGAGUAAAACAAAAAGAAAGUGUUUACACAACUUCCCCAGGGCUUAUUAUUGUACGUUAGUCUCUUAGACUGGGAGAGGACUCAAAAAUCAAUAGAGGGCUCAUAAGAGAUGAAUCAUCAUGAAUCAGCGGUAAUUUAUUUGCACAUGUUUUGGGAGGAUAUUGGAGUUUAAGAAGUUGUCAGUCACUGUAAGCAACAUAAACACCAAAGAUUUCACCCCCGGUUUAAAAUGUUUAUCAUCGGCAUUCAGCAAAGUUUCACAGCUAGUUACCACUGAAUGUGGCUAUCAGGUUCUUUCUGCGAAGACAGUUGAGGUAAAGAAAAUUCCCUCUGAUGUUACACCUACAAUGGCAGUUCAAAAUGCAUUCUCUGUAGUGCCACUAGGGGGCGCUAUAUUCUUUACCAAAAGUAAAGAAUAGUAUCCUUGCACCCAUCUGCUACCAUCAACAGCUUGAUGGGCCGAGAUACAUGAGCGACAAGGCUUAAAGUAUGAGACUCUACAUAAUCGACAAUGAUAUAGACAUCAUCCUGUAUGUGAAGGUAUAUUCAUAUCACUAAGUCCAACCUGCAUGUUGACAUCUAAAACAGGCUUUUCACAAGUUCUUUGCUGCAUUUACAGUCUUGUUGAUGUCAUUGACUCUUAAAGUGAAUACUAAAGUGUCCUUUAAGCAGUUGGCUGUUGCUAAGUACACACGUGAUUGGCAGUAAUGAUCAGAAAUCAUGCACUCACAUAGACACACGACACAACGUUCCACUUUGAGCUUACAGCGGAUAUGUUAGAAUGCACAAAGAAGAGGAAAAACACGGACAAUGUUUCUAGUUUGAUCCCUUUAAAAUAAACCUUCAGUUGCACAGAAUUCCCUGUCAUGAUGUCCAGCAUUUACAGAAAAUGAUAUCUGAUGAUAUCUAAAGGAGCUAAACCAGUUGUUGGAAAAUGUGAUGUCAUUGUGACUACAGUAUUCAACAGAAAGUUCAAUAAAUCAAAAAUUAAAUUCAA